Molecule: messenger RNA, 3431 nt
Organism: Paramuricea clavata
Lineage: Eukaryota; Metazoa; Cnidaria; Anthozoa; Malacalcyonacea; Plexauridae
Source: the annotation of a GenBank genome assembly
AUGUCGAAGCAGACAAUUCCUCGGUUGGAAUUAUUAUCAAGUCUUCUAGCAUCCCGGUUAACUGAAAGCGUGAAGAAAGCCUUGAAUGACGUCAAGAGAAUCAAUUCAGUCACCUAUUGGUCUGAUUCAACUGUAGUGCUUAGUUGGAUACGAAAUUCUAACAAAGAAUUCAAACAAUUUGUUGAAAACCGAUUAUUAGAGAUAAUAACACUGGCACCCCCCGAAUUAUGGAAGUAUGUACCUACCAAACAAAACCCAGCAGACAUUGCAUCCCGAGGAACAACAGCAACCCAGCUUGUAGAAAACAAAUUGUGGUGGAAUGGUCCUGAAUUUUUAAUAAAGUCUAAUGAACAUUGGCCAUCCCAACCUUCCAAUUCCCAAGAGGACGAUUCCGAGUUAAAAUCUCCGCGAGUAAGCGUUAAUACAUCAAUCGUUAAUGUCGCACAAAUUCCAAAUAUCGUGGAAUUGAUGAAUACCUCAGAAUACAGCACUAUUGGAAGAUUACUUCGAGUUACAGCGUAUGUCCUACGUUUUAUUAACAAUCUCAAGAAACGCGUAGAGAGUCUUGAUACCACGGUUGGACAGAUUACCUGUGAGGAAAUAGACAGCGCAGAACUGAAAUGGAUUAAAGACAUUCAGCAUCCAAUGUCCAAACAAGCAAAUUAUCGGAAAGUAAAGGAGUCCUUAAACUUGUUCGAAGAUAAAGAGAACAUUAUACGAUGCCAUGGACGAAUACAAGAAUCACCCUUACCCCAUGAUACGAAAUUCCCUAUCCUUUUACCAAGUGACCACUAUUUUACAAAAUUAGUUGUUCUUCGAAGUCACGAACAAGUCAUGCACAAUGGAGUUCGAGAAACCCUAACGCAAGUUCGAUCCAAGUAUUGGAUAACAAAGGGUCGCCAAGUCGUGAAAAAGAUCCUUUCGAAAUGUACCAUUUGUCGAAGAUUAGAAGGCCCACCUUACGGGAACCCAGAAGCGCCACCCUUACCCGAGUUCCGUUUGAGCAACGAUUUUGCCUUUUCCAAGAUCGGCGUCGAUUACGCAGGUCCAAUGUACGUGAAGGACAUAUACAGUCAAUCGAAAGAUAUGCACAAGGUUUACAUAUCCUUGUACACCUGUUCAAGCAGUAGAGCCUUACAUUUGGAUUUAGUUCCAGAUAUGUCAAGCGAAGCAUUCGUUAGAAGUUUAGAGCGAUUUAUCGGAAGACGUGGAAUCCCCGCACUGAUCAUUUCAGACAAUGGAAAAACAUUUAAAGGUCAAGAAAUUAGAGCUUUUAUCGCCUCCAAGAACAUUAAAUGGCGAUAUAUUGUGGAAAAAUCCCUUUUAUGAAAGAAUGGUACGAAGGGUCAAGAGAUGUCUGAAGAAAGUCUUGCGCAAUGCUAGACUUACUUACGAAGAACUUCUGACAUUAUUGAUUCGAGUAGAAGGAGUUUUGAACUCUAGACCACUAACUUAUGUAUAUCCAGAUCGAGAUGAACCAUUAACACCGUCACAUUUAGUGUUAGGUAAACGAAUACUUACGGUUCCAGCGCAAGGAGAGUUCGACGUAGAAGACGAAGGAAGAAACGAACUGUUGAAGAGAGACAAGUAUCUUAAGAAUGUUCUUGAACAUUUUUGGAAAAGAUGGAAAUCGGACUAUUUAACGCAGUUGCGCGAACAUCAUCAACCAAGAAAGAAAGACGGCCCAGAAGUUAAAGUCGGAGAUGUCGUUCUGACACAGGAAGACAACGUUAAAAGAUUAAAUUGGCCCAUCGCGGUGAUAGAAAGUUUACUUAAGGGGAGAGACGGAAACGUUCGAGCUGCAACAGUAAGAAUGUUCAAUAAAGCCGGAAAACUCGCGACAACUAGAAGAGCGGUACAGAGACUAUAUCCAGUUGAAGUGAAAGACAGCAAACUUGAACAUGAAGAUACAAAUGAGUUUCCAAUCACCUUUGUUGAAAGAGCAAAUGCAGAAAACAUGGACUGAAACUGUAUGUACUGAAAUAAUUUUAUUGGUUUUGUUUAGUUAAUUGACAGAUAUAUUUCUGAUCUGUCAAGGUGGGGAGUAUGUAUGAUUAUCGUGGAACGAGACAGUCUCGCGCGAUUCACGCGUGACGUGAAACACAUGUUUUGAGAGUGUAGAGUUUCGAUUUGAGAACAGAACUUGAAAAUAUUGAGCACAACGUUUAUUUAUGUAAAUUUCUUUAUUAUUAUUAUUAUUCCUCAACUUUUUAUACGAGUGAAGAUCUUAAUUUACAACACUAUACAUAGCUACAACAAAACCCAGUCUAAUGGAGUUUCAUUUUUGUUGUUUUAGAUACUGGGCUACCAGUUGCAAUUUCAAUUUCAAUUGGAGGGCAAGGUUCGUAAAUAACUUUUAAGAUUCUUUUCUUUAUGAUAUACAUUUCUCAAAUUCAUUAAUAAUUAUCCAGCGUGGCCAGCUUUAUAUUCUGUAUGUUUCACUUUAUGGUGACAAAAUAGUUUUACAUGUUCAGUUGUGAAUUUAUUUUCUCGCAGAAUAGUUGCCUGACACGGACAUAUAUACUAUUUAAUUUACAUAUACGGAUUUAGAUUUGAAUAUCCUGCGUGUGUAAUAUUACUUUUAUUUUGAAAAUAAAUAUUUUAUUCAAUAAAACAUUUCAAAAUUUGUCCACAUGGGUUGGGGGAUUGGACAAGAUUAGUCAGGUCAACCCGCCUCAGGGGGUCGGGCAAUAGUUAAGUAUUGAUAUAUUAAAAAUCUAUGUCUCCACAUUUCCCCGAGGUUCGGGGGGGGGGAGGGGGGGUUACAAUUGACAAGGGGACAAAUAUAUAUGUUAUAAGUUCUUUGUAUGAUUGCAUGGCGAUAAAAUAUAUAACACUUUUUGUUUGUGGAAACACCACGUAAAUUUACUACUGCAAAGCUUUCAAUCCGUAAGCCGGAAACAUAGAAACGGCGCAAAAAGUUUGCGAAAGGAGAGAGUUUUUGGUCCGAACCAAACAGGUACACGCUGUAAAACGAAUCGAGAUUUUGAAGAAACAAGGUUCGCAAGUUAAUGGCUCUGCCAUUUCUCCAGCAACUCAAAUUGCCCCAAUGUUCAACCAACUGGAAAAACAGGACACAACCACCAGACUUCAAAGUUUUGUCCAGUAUAUUUCCAAAAGAUGGAUUAAAGGAUGAACUUGGCCACCAUCCAGCUGGAGUGUUUUUAAAGAAGAAAUCCGCACCAAUAAUCACAUCGAAGGGUGGCAUAAUGCGAAGAAAACGUCGUGCUGCUGGGAAAAGAAACCUGCAAUUCUACCUGAUGAUCAUCUUACUGCACAAAGAAGCAAGACUGACAUCUCCACAGAUCAGGUUGGUGUCACAGGACAUAUCACGAACGAAAGACGUUAGGAAAAGUUAUAAUAAAUUUUCCAAGGCUCUUACGGACAGGUGCAAAGGGGGUCAGCUUUGCUAUAAUAUAGAGGGAACUUAG